This is a messenger RNA of Phalaenopsis equestris, 983 nucleotides long. RefSeq names its product UPF0548 protein At2g17695. The transcript is spliced from 3 exons. Lineage: Eukaryota; Viridiplantae; Streptophyta; Magnoliopsida; Asparagales; Orchidaceae. Bases 179 to 838 code for a protein of 219 amino acids. The record is from RefSeq and is a predicted model, not a curated record.
AGGUAAAUAUGUAAGAAAAUUGUGGUGUGCAAGAAAAUGGCCAAAAAAAAGUAUUAUAAACUCUUGCUCCUUUUUUCACAGAUUGAUGCUUUCCAGCCUUUAGCCAUCUCUAUCCCCACUCUGACGAAAAAAUCAGCCAUUCUCCGUCAGCGGCAUACGGUCGAACAACUGAUAGGCAAUGGCAGGAAAACUCUUCCUGAGCUGGACCCGCCCCACCCAAGAGCAGCAACAAAAUUGCACGGCGAUUGCCGGAGGAUUUAAUUACAACACAACCCUUCAGGGCACCUCCGCCCUCUCUGCUGAAGACAAAAUCCUUCAGGACAACCUCGCAAAAAAUGGUUUCUUCAUCAACCGAGCUCGUGUACUCCUCGGCACCGGCUCCAUCACCUACGCGCUUGCCAAAUCCGCCGUCCUCACCUGGAGACAAUUUGGGCUGAAAUGGGCAUUCGUGGAUCCACAAACCCCGGUGGAGAAAGGAAGAAGAUUCUGCGUCUGUGUGAACGAGUUUUUUCCGUGGGUAAUGAUGCCGCUUCAAAUCGCUUACGUCGCCGACGCUUCCAUCCAGCCUCCCUCAGCCGCCGGUAUCAAGGAUUCCUUCGGAUUCGGAAGCGGAACACUUCAAGGCCAUCUUCUUGUCGGAGAAGAGAGGUUUUCGGUUCAGUGGGAUGAGGAUGAUCGCGUCUGGUACGAAAUUUUUUCCUUUUCAAAGCCUGCGCACAUUAUCUCCGCCAUUGGUUUGCCCUAUGUUCGAUUCAGACAGAAAUGCUUUGCUCGGCAGUCUGCAGAGGCAAUGGUAAAGCAUGUCUCUGCUCAGAAGCCCAAAAUUGAAGACAUUUAAUCCGACAAGUUUUAACUUUUUCAAUGUUCAUAAGCCUCUGUACUGUGAAAGUUUGAAGGACUCUCUUAGUGAUAUUAAUUUUUUUUAAAGUAGAAUACACAAGUUAUGAUUUAUGACAAUUAACACCGAAAUAUUAAAAUAAGUA